CUACCAACUGGAAAAUUAAUCUUAGCUUACCUUCUUUUACACCUUUGUCUUUAUAUAGGUUGAGUUAAUAAAUAGGUGAUUUAGUUUUGAUAAUGACUGACUUUACUAACGGUGGAUAAUUCUUUACCUUCUGUGAAGCAAAAUGGAAAGCAAAAGAAAAACAUGAAAAAUGCAGAAUAAGUCUCCUAUCAUAACAGUGCAAGAGCCACCAGAACACAACGAAACCAAAGCAGAGAAGCAAGCAAAGCCAACGAGAGGACGAAAAUCAAUAUCUUUGAAUAGACAGAACACUGAACGUCUGGCACAAAAGAGGAAACAGUUCGAUAUCAAUCGGGUUCCAGACGAAACCAAAAACCUGGAGGACACCGUUUGUAAUAUUGAUACGAACUACCUUUUGGUAUCGCUGGGUUUGUUCAAGUUGCUUCUGGUUGUUCCACUCCUAAUAGUUGGCAUCGUUCUCAUAAGCAUCAGCACCUCCAGGUUAAAAGCUACGGUGCCUACGUCAGAGGGUGAUGACGUCAGAGAUAUGUUUUAUUACGAGAUCGUUCAAAAAGGAACGACAUCUGCAUACAAUAAUGGAAGUCCCACCUCUACCCCUCCUACUUCAACGAGAAGAGGGCUUGGAAACGAUUCCAUUGCUCCUGUAUGGACAGCAGUUAUGAUGGCUGCAUCAGCUGCCACUGACUUUAUAACAGUGUGGAAACGACGAGGCUUCUCGAUCGUCGUUUACAUGCUCGUAUCGACCGUUUCCUUCGUCGCAAGUAUCCUCUGCAUUGAAUACGAUCGAAUAGGAUUAAACAGGAUCACGUCACAGCCGUUUGCUGCAUCUAAUACAGACCUUCAAUUCCGACUCUAUCUUUGCUGUGUCGUAAUCGCGGCGAUAGGUGUCGCUACAGGGCUGCUUACCAUAUACGUUGGUACCCGCAUGGCAGCGCUAGAGCAACGUAGAAUGUACAUGGAGAGAGAGGGACAAGACGCCACCUUACAAAAGAAAGAUAACCCGUUUCCCUUUUGUUUGCACAAAAUAGUUCGUAAAUUGAAUUGCGAAGCGAGCACUGAUUCAAUAACUUCAUUUAACUACGACUCCGAGUCGCUAACGAUUCACAAUGAUGUAACUUCAGACAUUGAAAGCAAGCAUGAAAAUUGAAAAGACGAAUCUUUUAAAGAUUAUCUAAAAACGAAGAUCAACAGUUGACAGUUAAAAAACCACAGAAACUUCAGGAUGAUGCGAAAGCCCUUUAUAUUUGGACUACUUGAACUGUUAUACUGGAACUGUUAAAGCAUCGGUACUGAUUUUAUCAAGAAAAUUUACGUACGAAUACGAGGCCAAUUAAACAUUCUGUCAAUUUUA
Ciona intestinalis (vase tunicate) is the source of this 1351-nucleotide messenger RNA. The record is from RefSeq and is a predicted model, not a curated record. NCBI's taxonomy places the organism in Eukaryota, Metazoa, Chordata, Ascidiacea, Phlebobranchia, Cionidae.